This is a messenger RNA of Tarenaya hassleriana, 2387 nucleotides long. Its product is annotated as heat shock 70 kDa protein 5. NCBI's taxonomy places the organism in Eukaryota, Viridiplantae, Streptophyta, Magnoliopsida, Brassicales, Cleomaceae. Gene Ontology annotation, biological process: cellular response to unfolded protein; protein refolding. The record is from RefSeq and is a predicted model, not a curated record. Gene Ontology annotation, molecular function: ATP hydrolysis activity; misfolded protein binding; heat shock protein binding. Gene Ontology annotation, cellular component: cytoplasm.
AUUACCCUCCGAGCGCCGGCGAAAUCUAGAAAUCUCUGGUACUUCUUGUCCCGUCUCUCCAUUUUUCUGUAUCUCCGUAGCGGCUUCUACACAAUGUCUCUCGAGAUAUCUGAUUAUAUCUAUCUAACGCAUAUAUAUACACCUUUCCAUCCUCUCGGAUUACACAUCCGACAGAAGAGAAAACACAGAAAUCGGUAACGACUGCGACUUGAAUCAGAGAUUCUUAGAGUAGCUUUCAGUGGAAUCAGCAUCCAGAUUCUGUUUUUUUUUUCUGGAAAGGUUUGAUUUUUUGCACGGAUGGCGACAAAAGCAGAUAAGGCGAUCGGCAUCGAUCUGGGCACGACAUACAGUUGUGUCGGAGUGUGGAUGAACGAUCGUGUUGAGAUCAUCCCCAACGACCAAGGCAACCGUACGACGCCGUCGUACGUGGCCUUCACCGACACGGAAAGGCUAAUCGGAGAUGCUGCGAAGAACCAGGUGGCGAUGAACCCUCAGAACACUGUCUUCGACGCCAAGCGUCUCAUUGGCCGGAGAUUCUCCGACCCAUCCGUCCAGAGCGACAUGAAACACUGGCCGUUUAAGGUUGUUUCCGGUCCCGGCGACAAACCCAUGAUCGUGGUCAAGUACAAGGGCGAAGAGAAGCAGUUUGCUCCAGAGGAGAUAUCUUCAAUGGUGUUGACGAAGAUGAGGGAAGUUGCAGAAGCCUUCCUCGGUAACGCCGUUAAAAACGCUGUCGUAACGGUGCCAGCUUACUUCAACGACUCGCAGAGACAGGCGACGAAGGACGCCGGAGCAAUCGCAGGGCUCAACGUUCUGAGGAUAAUCAACGAGCCGACAGCGGCGGCGAUUGCGUAUGGGUUGGACAAGAAAGGGACAAAAUCCGGCGAGAGGAAUGUUCUGAUUUUCGAUCUGGGCGGUGGAACAUUCGAUGUUUCGCUGUUGACGAUCGAAGAAGGCGUGUUCGAGGUGAAAGCUACGGCGGGAGACACCCACUUGGGAGGUGAAGAUUUCGACAACAGGCUUGUGAACCAUUUCGUUGCAGAGUUCAAGAGGAAACACAAGAAGGAUAUCAGUGGAAACGCUAGGGCUUUAAGGAGGCUGAGGACUGCAUGCGAGAGAGCGAAGAGGGCGCUCUCUUCCACCACGCAGACGAGCAUCGAGAUCGAUUCCUUGCACGAGGGAGUUGAUUUCUACUCGACGAUCACGAGGGCGAGGUUCGAGGAGAUGAACAUGGAUCUCUUCAGGAAAUGCAUGGAUCCUGUCGAGAAAGUCCUUCAAGACUCGAAAAUCGACAAGAGCCGUGUUCAUGAGGUGGUUCUUGUCGGAGGGUCGACAGAUUUCUUCAACGGCAAGGAGCUCUGCAAGAGCAUAAACCCUGAUGAAGCUGUCGCCUAUGGAGCUGCUGUCCAGGCCGCCAUUCUUACAGGCGAAGGAAGCCAAAAGGUUCAAGAUCUACUUCUUCUCGACGUCACACCUCUGAGCCUCGGAAUCGAGACAGCAGGUGGAGUGAUGACUGUUCUGAUCCCGAGGAACACUACCAUUCCCUGCAAGAAAGAGCAAGUGUUCUCGACGUAUUCAGACAACCAGACGAGUGUUCUGAUCCAAGUGUAUGAAGGAGAACGCGCAAGAACCAAAGACAACAACCUCCUGGGAAUAUUCGAGCUCAAGGGCAUUCCUCCUGCGCCACGUGGCGUCCCCCAGGUCAGUGUCUGCUUCGACAUCGACGCUAAUGGCAUUCUGAACGUGUCGGCCGAGGACAAGACCGCUGGUGUGAAGAACCAGAUCACGAUCACGAACGACAAAGGGAGACUGAGCAAGGAAGAGAUCGAGAAAUUGGUUCAAGAGGCGGAGAAGUACAAGGCGGAGGAUGAGGAGGUGAAGAAGAAGGUCGAGGCCAAGAACUCGCUCGAGAAUUACGCAUACAACAUGAGGAACACCGUGAGGGACGAGAAAUUCGCGGAGAAGAUGGAUCCUGCGGAUAAGCAGAAUAUCGAGAAGGCGAUCGAUGAAACGAUCGAGUGGAUCGACAGGAAUCAGUUGGCUGAAGUUGAUGAGUUCGAGUACAAGUUAAAAGAGUUGGAAGGAAUCUGCAACCCGAUAAUCUCGAAGAUGUACGGUGGGGCCGGAGCUGGUGCGGCCCGAGGUAUGCCGACGAAUGGCGGCUCAGGCGGGUCCGGGUCCGGUGGUUCGGCAGGUCCCAAGAUUGAAGAGGUUGACUGAAGUGUGAAAGAUAUGAUGAUAAUGUAUGCUUGGGGUGUUGACCUUUUGGUACUCUGUUUUUGGUGAAAGUUUACUAAGCAAUGUAUGAGUGUGAUCAUAUAAUAAGUUUAUGAUUUGUGUGUUUUCAUAUUUCUUGAGUUUUUAAUGUAAUAAAAUUACGUUUUCCU